Macrobrachium nipponense is the source of this 821-nucleotide messenger RNA. Its product is annotated as E3 ubiquitin-protein ligase RNF113A-like. Lineage: Eukaryota; Metazoa; Arthropoda; Malacostraca; Decapoda; Palaemonidae. Gene Ontology annotation, biological process: snoRNA splicing. The record is from RefSeq and is a predicted model, not a curated record. Gene Ontology annotation, cellular component: U2-type spliceosomal complex. Gene Ontology annotation, molecular function: metal ion binding.
AUGAUCCCUUUAUUUAGGUCUUGCCUUGACAGUGUUGCCACGCCACACAGUAACAGUGCAACAGUGAAGCAGUAUUUUCUUGCAUUCUUAGGUCAGCAUAUAAAUCUAUCAGGUCGGACAGGUGAGAGAGAAGGUCCAGCUGACAUGAGUGCUACAUCCACCAUUCAGUCUGAAACGGAAAAAGACCGUCAAGCAGAUGAUAAGAUAUACAGAGGCAUAAAUCACUACACUGAGUUCUCUGAGAAGAAGGAUACAGCACUAAGUAACGCUGCCAAAGGAGGAGUGCGGAAAGGACUCAUUCGAGCACCUGAUCACUUGCGAACAACCGUGAGAUGUGAUUACCAACCUGAUCUUUGCAAAGAUUAUAAAGAAACUGGAUUUUGUGGUUUUGGAGACAGCUGCAAGUUCCUUCAUGACCGCAUUGACUACAAGUUGGGAUGGCAGCUGGAUAUGGAGUCUUCCAAAGAAAGAAGGGUCGCAGGUGACAGCGAUUCAGACGAGAACUGGGAAAUACCAAGUGAUGACGAUUUACCUUUCAAGUGUUUCAUAUGCCGAGAAUCCUUUGUUGAUCGUGUGGUAACAAAGUGUCAACGCUACUUUUGUGAAAAAUGCGCUCUUGAACAAUUUAAGAAGACCAAACGUUGUUAUGUUUGCGCAGAAAAUACUGGGGUAUUACUUAAUCCAACCCAAGAACUCAUUGUAAAGUUGAAAAUGGGUGAGAAUGAUGACUGAUUAAGUGAAGAUGUUCGUGAAAUGUUACCCAUAAAACCUUUUUUGGUCAGCAUAUUAAUUUUUUAUGUAUAAAUUAUAGCCUUGUCAUG